AUGUCGGCGGAAGUUCUCCCGCGCGAGGUGCAGGACCACAUCAUCGACUCCGUGAAUAUUGUUGCUCCAGGCGCCCUCCUUGAAUGCUCUCGUGUCUCUCGAGCGUGGCACAUUCACUCUCAGCAUCACCUCUACUCUUCCGUCACGAUCCGAGAUGUCCGCUCAGGGCCUAGCACGAGCAACAAGCACGCGUUCCUUAACACUCUCGCCCUCAAUCCACUCCUCGCGUCAAGGGUCCUUUCACUCGAGCUGCUUUGGAAUGGAUGGGGUUCCGUCAUCGACGCUGAGCUCACCUGGCUCGCCCUGCUCGUGAACCUGCGAUCGUUGACCCUGGUUUCUCACCCUACCAUGCACCCGAUAUCCAUUGAAAGUCUUUGCCGGAUCUUGCUCUGCUUACCGUCUCUCGAAUCUCUGACUUUGCAAGACACGGUUGUUUCAGAUUCGGUUUUUCGAGAACACCACUUGUAUUACUCCUACAUCGACGGAACCCACCUCUUCUUCACGGUCCUCAAACAGUUUGCAUUUAUUUCUAUGAAAGGGCUGAAAACUGUGGAUAUCCCUCGGCUCCUACCAUGGGGAAACCCGCACGCAUCUCGGGCGGUUCUAUCAAGCAUUGAUACGUCGCGGCUCGAGCGGUUUGGAGUUUUCAUCGCUGAAUACAACCAAGGCUUGAUGCCCGCAUCACUUCAGAUGCGCAAUAUGUUGCAAGGGAUUUCAGGCUUCACCUCACUUCGCCACCUCGACAUAUCCUACAUGAACCUGUCUUGCUACAAACACGCUUAUCUCACGGCGGCCAACCUCUCGCUGCAGCCUUUCCUUAUCGACGCACUCCACGAGCACUUUGCCCUCGCCCCCGCGCUUCAUCCGGACAUGGCCAAGAUCACCCUCCGCGUUCUGUACCCCAUCGUCGCUCUCGUCGAGCCCUGGACGCCCGCCGUAGCGCGUCUCGCGGCAACCCUCUGCAACCGCGCCAAGUAUCCGCGAUUCCGCCAUCUUCACCUUCAAUCCGUGGUGCGCAAAUGCAGCACCGGUUGGCCGUGGGAUGCGUCGCUGGAAGAGACCCGGGAGAUUGGCCUACGGCUGUUUUCGGCGUUCGAGGAGAAGGGCGUCGAAGUCGAGGUGGAAGCGAAGGCAUUCUGGCUGGAGGGUCGUGCAUGA
Epithele typhae is the source of this 1158-nucleotide messenger RNA. RefSeq lists its product as uncharacterized. Lineage: Eukaryota; Fungi; Basidiomycota; Agaricomycetes; Polyporales; Epitheliaceae. The coding region runs from base 1 to 1158 and encodes 385 amino acids. The record is from RefSeq and is a predicted model, not a curated record. The transcript has 3 exons.